UGUAAGAAAACAAAUAUGGCGGAAGAUAAGAUAGGUUCAUUGGAAGAAGAAGCUUUAAAAAGAAAAGAACGUUUACAAGCUUUGAAGAAGAAGACUGAGGAAAAUAAAGAAAAUAAGACUGAAAAUGCUAGUAAAUUACCGAAACCAAAAUUUCGAAGUUAUAAACCACAGGAUGAAAGUCUCAAAGAUAAAGUAUUAGAAGAUGCGAAGCCAGGCAAUGUAGAAGAGGAAGUAAAAGAUCAAUUAAGUGCUGCAAAUACGAAAGUUGUUAUUGAAGAACUUGAUAUCAGCAAUCUUGCCCCUAGAAAACCAGAUUGGGAUUUAAAACGAGAUGUUGCUAAGAAAUUAGAAAAAUUAGAAAGGAGAACUCAAAAAGCAAUAGCAGAACUUAUAAGAGAACGUCUUAAACAAGGGCAGCAUGAUUUAGCUGCUGUGGUGAAUAUGGCAACCAAAGACCAAAUAGAAUCAUCAACUUAAUGUUAUUAAUAAUAUAAUUUUUAGAUAUAUAUAUAUGUAAUAUGUAUAUAUGUAUAUAUUUAAUUAUAAUAUUUAGAUAUUUUGUCUUAUAAAAUCUUUAUAAAAUAUUUUAUGAAAUUGUAAAAAAUUUU
Apis laboriosa (Himalayan honeybee) is the source of this 608-nucleotide messenger RNA. RefSeq names its product coiled-coil domain-containing protein 12. The record is from RefSeq and is a predicted model, not a curated record. Gene Ontology annotation, cellular component: post-mRNA release spliceosomal complex; U2-type spliceosomal complex. The coding region runs from base 16 to 477 and encodes 153 amino acids. The transcript is spliced from 3 exons. NCBI's taxonomy places the organism in Eukaryota, Metazoa, Arthropoda, Insecta, Hymenoptera, Apidae.